This is a messenger RNA of Sphaeroforma arctica JP610, 986 nucleotides long. RefSeq lists its product as hypothetical. NCBI's taxonomy places the organism in Eukaryota, Ichthyosporea, Ichthyophonida. The record is from RefSeq and is a predicted model, not a curated record. The transcript has a single exon. Bases 22 to 927 code for a protein of 301 amino acids.
AUCAAUUUCAUUUACGUGACAAUGGCGGCAGUUACUUUGGCAGAACGUCCAAAUCAACAAUCUCAACCGACGUUGAAGGCAAAACCGAGACCUACACCCUUGAGCAGUCUCAGUUUAGAGUCCAUUGUACGUGAUAUCUGGAACGACGACGAGGAUAUUCUGUCAGGCGCCGUUAUUGAUGCACCAACGAACGUCACCAUAUCGCUUCCGAAGCCGGCUAGCACCACACUGGAAGUAGAAACUUCGGAUCCAGAGUCGGUAUUAUUCAAUAAGAUACGAAAAUGCUCGAUAGACUACCGUGGCCAAGUUGGGAAACAGAAAAUCGGUCGGCCAAGGUCAGCGACUACGACUAAGGCGUCUGUCUCAAAUAUGGAGGCCCGCCCCAGUAAAUUGAUAUCGAUGCUGAGCUUGUCAAGUAUUGCGAGCCCUGAAACGCCAAAGUCACGUCCCAGAUCACAGACAUGUGGAUCAAAGCCCUCUUUGAUAUUGGUGGAAUCUAAAAAGGCUAACAAAUUAAUGGCAAAAUCAAGUACGUCUAGUACCUCGAGUGUAGGGAGCAAGAUAAGCCUCAAAGAUUCGAAAUUCAUAGUAAAUGUGAAGAAGAAGAUUAAGUCAUUUAGUUCUGAAACUUUUUACAAAAGAAAUAAGCUUUCAUCUGGGACCUCUGCUGAUUCCUCCCUUAGAAAUAGCUCUUCCCUUUUGGCACCCACCGAUGCAGGUUGCGAUUUGGUACAUAAUUCAGAGGCAACUAUACCGCGGGAUUCUGUUAUAGAGGCAGCAGUGCCUCGGGAUUCUGUUCAGGCAACAAUGCCUCAGAAAUCGAUUCUGGGCACACCAAUACAUCAGGAUUGCAUACUAGUCAAAAAGCAAAACGAUCAGAGGGAUGAUGUGGUGGGCCCCACCAUCGAUAUUGGAGUAUGUAGUUAGUAGUCCUACAACUUAAACAUAACAUGAUAAUAAAAUCAGUCGGUCACAUUUUGCCUACC